Molecule: messenger RNA, 3618 nt
Organism: Erythranthe guttata (spotted monkey flower)
Lineage: Eukaryota; Viridiplantae; Streptophyta; Magnoliopsida; Lamiales; Phrymaceae
Source: RefSeq, a predicted model, not a curated record
GGAGAGUGCAAUUCUUUAAUCAUUUUUUAUUGUAGGUCUGGAAAUGGCUCGAACAACCUUGAUACUCAAAUUGUUGCAUCCUUGAAGGAUAUGAUCGACGAGAACAACAUCCUUGCUCAGUCGUAUAGAGCUGCCCGUGAUCGAUUUUCGAGAGAAGGCCUGCAAGGUGUUAAGCUAAAGCUGGUUAAGAGUCGUAGCACCGAUGGGAGGACUUACAAUCUCCCUAAUGCAAGUGAGAUUGCAGCGUUGAUAGUUGGAGAUUUUGACACGCAAGAGGGUGUUAGAGACAUUGUGGUUGAGACUCAGUCCAAGAAGCUGCAACGCAUUAGUGAGUUGCACCCAUUGUACCUACCGUUCCAGUAUCCGCUCAUAUUUCCUUACGGGGAAGAUGGAUAUAGAGAGGAUAUUGGUUUGAGAGACUCUUUUCGAGGUAACAGUGGAAAACGAAAAAACUUAACCAUGCGAGAAUACUUUGCUUACCGUUUCCAAAAAAGAAGCAUCGACAGUCCAGUACUGCUGAAUUCAAAAAAGUUGUUCCAACAGCUUGGAGUGGACGCGUAUUCUAUGAUUGAGUCUCAAAGGUUGAAUUUUAUUAGGCACAACCAGGAUCAGUUGCGUGUGGACAUGUACAAAGGCAUUGAAGAACGUUUUUUCAAAGGGGACACUGAAGGAACAUCAGUUGGAAAGCGCGUAAUUCUGCCAGGUUCUUUCAUUCCCGGACCUCGGUACAUGUUCAACAAUUUUGUCGACGCACUUCAAAUUUGUAACUGGAUUGGUUUUCCAUCAUUGUUCAUUACUAUUACAUGCAAUCCACAAUGGCCUGAAAUACAAAGGGUCCUCAAUGACACAAGUCUCAGACCGGAGGAUCGUCCUGAUAUUCUAUGUCGCGUAUUCAAAAUGAAGCUGGACAGUUUGAUGACGGAUUUCAAGAAGGGACAUAUAUUCGGACGAAUUAGAGCACGUAAGUCAAUAAACGAUGCCAAACCUAAGUGCUCCGCCGACAUCGAUAGGAUGAUAUGUGCAGAAAUUCCGGACAAAAAAACCGACAGAAAGAUGUACAACUUGGUUGAGAAAUACAUGAUACACGGCCCGUGCGGCCAUGCGAAUUUGAAUUCACCUUGCAUGAAGGAUGGCGUUUGCACGAAGAGGUUUCCAAAAAAGUUUGUACAGCGAACCGAGGCCGACCCUGAUGGUUAUCCGGUAUAUAGGAGAAGGGAUGAUGGAAGAACAGUUAGGAAGAAGAAUACUAUUCUUGAUAACGGAUUUGUGGUUCCCUACAACCGUGUGUUAUUGAGUAAAUACCGAGCCCACAUCAAUAUCGAGUUGUGCAACCAGAGCAAGUCAAUAAAGUAUCUGUUCAAGUACGUCAACAAGGGACACGAUCGUGUCACGGCAACAUUUUUCCAACCUACGUCUACGGACGCCGGUCCUGCUGUUCGUGAUGAAAUCAAAAUGUAUUAUGACUGCAGAUAUUUGUCUGCGUGCGAGGCAAUGUGGAGGAUAUUUGCAUUUGAGAUACAUUACCGAGAUCCACCCGUCAUUAGGUUGAGCUUCCAUCUCCCCGACAAUCAACCGUUGGUAUUCAAUGAGAACCAAUCAUUAAAGAGUGUCUUGGAAAGGCCAACCGCGAGGCAAACCAUGUUCUUGGCAUGGUUCGAGGCGAACAAGACCUACCCACCAGCUAGGGAGUUACGAGGGUGCAAAAGUUACGAAGACAUCAGAACGGUGGGUGGCAUUGUUUAUGCGACGUUUAGGGAUGCGUGCUAUAUGUUGGGGCUGUUGGAAGAUGACAAGGAGUACAUUGGUGCAAUUAGAGAGGCAUACGGUUGGGCAAACGGACACUUCCUCAGAUUGUUGUUCGCUGUUAUGUUGCUUUCUAAUAGUUUGAGCAGACCGGAACAUGUUUGGGAGAAAUGUUGGUCCAAUUUGUCUGAUGAUAUUACAUACAAGCACCAGAAACGUCAUAAUAAUCCAGAUUUGACUCUAUCGGAUGAUAGUUUGAAGAACUACGCGUUGAUAGAAAUCGAGAAGAUCCUACAGAGCAACGGCAAGAGCUUGCGGAAUUUUGACUCUAUGCCGAUGCCACUAGAUUCGUCGAUGGAUGACACGGAGAACCGAUUAGUGCUCGAUGAGUUGGACUACGAUGUAUUUGCGAUGGCUGAAGAACUGAAACAAUAUCUUUCUUCUAUCACAGAUGAGCAGAGAAGGGUCUACGAUGCCAUCAUGGAUGCUGUGUCGAAGAAUUGUGGCGGGAUGUACUUCCUCUACGGUCACGGAGGUACCGGAAAGACAUUUAUAUGGAGAACGUUGUCUGCUGCUGUCCGUUCGAAGGGGGAAAUAGUUCUUAAUGUUGCUUCGAGUGGCAUAGCAUCGUUGCUGCUUCCCGGUGGCCGAACCGCUCAUUCUAGAUUUGGACUCCCUAUCAUUGUGCACGAUGGUUCCACCUGCAGCAUUACACAGCAGAGUCCACAAGCAGAAUUGCUUAUAAAGGCGAGGCUCAUUAUAUGGGACGAGGCACCGAUGAUGCAUAGAUAUUGUUUCGAAGCGCUUGACAAGACCUUGCGAUCUAUCACGCAUGUUCCCAAACCAUUCGGUGGCAAGGUUGUCGUUCUUGGCGGAGACUUUAGACAGAUUUUACCUGUUGUACUGAAGGCAUCAAGGCAGGACAUUGUUCACGCUACGAUCAACUCAUCUCAGCUUUGGGAAGAAUGUAAGGUUCUUAAGUUGCAUACGAAUAUGAGGCUUCAAUCAAGUUCUAAUCCAUCGGAAGUUGAAGAAGUAAAGGAGUUUGCUAAUUGGAUACUGAGUAUCGGUAAUGGGGAGGCGGGAGAGCAAAACGAUGGUGAAGCGUCUGUUGAGAUUCCCGAGGACAUGCUAAUUCCCGAUUCCGAAGAUCCAUUAUUGGAGUUGUUGCAGUUUGUAUAUCCGAAUUUGUUGAGUAACAUAUCAAAUCCCGAUUACUUCCAAGGGAGGGCGGUGCUUGCGCCGACUAAUGACUGCGUUGAGUUUGUCAACGAAUACUUAUGUUCCCUCAUUCCCGGCGAAGAGAAGUUGUACCUAAGUGCGGAUAGUAUGUGCAAGGAUGAGAUGAGUUCGGAAGAGAAUGCUCAAAUUUAUACGACCGAAUUCCUCAACACCGUGUCUUGCUCCGGUCUCCCUUCACAUAGGCUGAAACUCAAGGAAAAUGUUCCUGUUAUGCUCAUACGAAACAUCGACCAGGCGAGAGGCCUUUGCAAUGGAACCAGACUUCAAGUUGUUAGAAUGGGAACUCAUGUUCUUAGCUGCAAGGUUCUAUCCGGCAAAAAUACCGGUGAUGUUGUUUUCAUUCCUCGGAUGACGUUGGUCCCGUCGAACUCUACUCUGCCAAUUAAGUUCCAGAGGCGACAAUUUCCACUGAUGAUUUCCUUUGCAAUGACCAUCAACAAGAGUCAGGGUCAAACACUUUCCCACGUUGGUUUGUAUCUACCCAGACCUGUAUUCAGCCACGGUCAGUUGUACGUUGCACUCUCGAGAGUCAAGAGUAGAUCUGGCAUAAAGAUCCUUAUCAAGUCCGAAUCCGGUGGGUUGUCGAGUUCAACUAGCAACGUUGUUUACAAAGAAGUAUUUCAGCGCAUAUGA